Messenger RNA from Fraxinus pennsylvanica, 585 nucleotides. The record is from the annotation of a GenBank genome assembly. NCBI's taxonomy places the organism in Eukaryota, Viridiplantae, Streptophyta, Magnoliopsida, Lamiales, Oleaceae.
AUGGCCCUUGUAGUGGCCCUCUUCCUUUUCUUCAUUGGCUUCGCAACAAUUGUUCUUCUUCACUUUCUCAUGAUGACCAACGCCUUCCGCCGCCGCUGCAUCCGCAUCAACGAGUUCCUUUUCUCCGAUACCAUCGCCACCACUUCCUCCGCGGCCACCAUGACAACCUCCAACUUGCUUGAACUGCAAGAUCUUUUGCCCAAAGUUGAGUAUAGUGCCUCAACAUUUUCAAAAACCACGGAUUGUGCCAUCUGCUUGGAAUCUUUCAUAGAAGGAGAUGACUGUAAAAUUCUGCCUUCUUGUGAGCACUUAUUUCAUGCGAAUUGUGUGGAUCAGUGGCUUGGGAGAAAGCCUAAUUGCCCCACUUGUCGAGCCAGGGUUGAUAUGGAUCUUGCCACGACAGGGUCGAGAAUCAGUGCUUCUGAUCGGUGGAAGAUGCUUUGGGAAGUAGGACGGUUUGAAUCUAUUGCUUUUGAGCCAUUUGAUGCGAUAGUUGUUAAAGAUGAUAUGGAUGAUGAAUUUUGUAUGAUAAUCAAAUUGACUAAAGGGAAAAGGAGCAAAGUAUCACUUCAGGAUUUUUUCUAG